AUGUAUUAUAAAAAUAGAGUAUCAUUGAAAAUAUCGAAAGAAGGUGAUCAUUUAUUUUCAUUGGUGGCUGAUAGUGUAUAUCACAGCGUUAAUCAUUCUGGAACUACUAGUUAUUAUUCCUUAGAUGGUACUUGUCACCAAUUCAAAAAUGAUUUAGAUGUCGACAGUGUAGCUAGAAUGCUCGUUUCGAAGAGUGUACUCUCCAAUACCCUUAUAGUAUCUUUUAAAGGUACUGAUAAGUUAAAAGAUGUAAUCAUAGAUAUGAAAAUAAUACAUGUUAAAUGUCCUUUUUCAAAUGAAAAAAUAAAUUGUGGACAGAUUCAUGAGGGUUUUGCAACUGCUUAUUAUAGUAUAAGAAGUACGCUGGAGAGUUACAUUCGGAAUUUGGAUCAGGAAUAUGAUUUGUAUAUGACUGGUCAUUCGCUAGGUGGUUCGAUUGCUCUGGUUGCUUUGGUCGAUAUGUUGUCGAGGGAACCAAACACAUUUCCAAAGAUAAGAUCAUUGAAUGUCAUUACAUUUGGACAGCCACCUAUUGGCGAUGCGACAGCUGCACAAUUCCUAAAGGAUAAUAGCAAUAGAUAUACCUAUAGGAGAUAUCAGAAUAUCGAUGGUAACGAUGUCGAUCCUUUGACAAUCAUUCCAUUCUCCACUCACGCAAACGACGCAAUCAAACUUCAAUGCAAUAGAAGUUGUCCAAUUACCAGUUUCGGUUUGCACUCUCUCGAUUUAUGUACCGCAAGUAAAAACAGUGAGAUGAUCGUUGACAUCAAAGGUACCGAUACCUACUCAUUAUGUCUAAUGAGUUCAAUGAAGUUCUACGAUUACAGUUAUAAAUCCGAUAGUUCCUGUAACGUAAAGAACGACAAGAGUCAUCAACCUCUAAUAGAUAGAAUGAAAACAUCCUAUCAACAAAACUACUCUAUUGCGCAACCCGAUGACUUUGUAGUGGUACUAGAGAAUCAUAACAAGGUACUACCUACAACGUUUUCCUAUAAUAUAACACUACAACAAAAAAUCGAUCCACCCUCAGCACCACGAUCAUUGUAUAUCAAUAAAGUAGAGCAGCUACCACAUCGUGAUAAAAUCAAUAUUAAACACUACACAUGGAUGGUCAAUUGGAAAGCACCUGAAUUCACUGGUCGCGGUAGUAAUUCCACAACAUUAGAUUACUACCUCUAUCUUAGUCCACCCGGUGAGAAUUGGAAACACUUUAAAUUCACAGAACCUCUUACAUCUCUGUUUUUAAACUAUACAAUCAAAGAUAUUCCUAAUAACAAUUACACUGUUGUUGUGAUUGCUGAUAACUCAUUGGAAUCACAUCCAUCCAAUAUAUUUUACAUUACAACAUAG
Messenger RNA from Heterostelium album PN500, 1350 nucleotides. RefSeq lists its product as uncharacterized. The transcript is spliced from 4 exons. The record is from RefSeq and is a predicted model, not a curated record. Gene Ontology annotation, biological process: lipid metabolic process. NCBI's taxonomy places the organism in Eukaryota, Evosea, Eumycetozoa, Acytosteliales, Acytosteliaceae. Gene Ontology annotation, molecular function: protein binding. The coding region runs from base 1 to 1350 and encodes 449 amino acids.